GCUCUCUACCCGCCUCCUGAUCGUCUCCACCGGGUGGUCUCGUUCCGGUUUUUCCUCUUUAGCGGCCUUGCUCCCCUGCUUCUCGAUCUCGUCUCCCGAUCCGCGCGUGGGAUUGGGUCUUGGGUUCUCUCGAUCCGUUUAGGGCGAAACGAUCCGAGGAUUUCCCGAGGAAUUCGUUUUUUUCGCUUGGUUUUUCCGGUGUAAGUUGAUGGAUGUUCGAAACCUUUCGAUCUCUGCCAAAGGAGUCGGUUCUUUUCUUGUGAUUUAUGCUCGAAUCUCUGGUUUUAUUGGUUUUUUCUAGGGAUUUUCAACUAAAAAUUGAAUUUCUUCGUGCAUGUGCUAACGAAUUUUGGGUUGUUUUCUGAUUUUUUUUUUCCCUCUCUGAGUUGAUGGAUCUGUGAAGCUUUUAGACGGAAGGUUAAUAAAUUGGUUCCUUUCAUGAGGUCUGUGCUUGGUUAUUUGAAUUUUGUCGGUAUUCUAGGGGAAGUUCCGCUCAAAAUUGGAGCUUUUUAGGGGAUUAGGGUUUAGAAGUGGUUUGAUUUCUCGUUUAUGAAUAAAGUUUUGGUCUUUUUCUGAUGUGGAUUUCGGCGCUGCAAGGAUCUAAGAGUGGUUGAAGAGUUUGAACAGCAUGCGUCGGCUGAGCCUUUCCGUCGAUGUUCUCCGGAAAGUUAUUUCCUUGAACUUGUAUUGUAGGGUUAUUCUUUAACUCUGCUUCCGUUUCCCCUGCUUGUCUCUUUCUACUGCUUUCCUUCCUUUCUCUUGGUGCAUGGCAUCGAAGCCAUAUUCCCUUCCAACUCAUUGAAACCUCGUAACGAAAAAGACGAGAAGAAGGGGACUUCUUCUUUUUCUUCUUCUGGUCUACUAGACUCGUCUAAAUCGCCUUCUGUGAAGAGUUGCUGAGUUGUCUUGUCUUCCCAUUUCUUUUGGUUUCUUUCCGUUUUCUGGUGGACUGGUUCGAGUUCGAGGGACAGAAGAGUAGUAAUGGUGUGCCAAGCGGCGACGCAGACGAGAUUCCGAGCAUUGAAACAUGAGAAUGGGAUCGCCGGUAGCGCCACCAUAAUCGUUAGGAUCAUAGCUUGCUUCCAGCCAUUACAGGAUUGCCAGGCCCAGUACUUCCGCCACCUCCUGAAGCCCGUUACGUAGAUUAGCUUCUUUUCGUCCGCUUCAUCAAAUAAAGUUGGAAAUUUUACGGUUUCUGGAAGAGAUUAUUGUGGAUAAGACAUUCAAUCUUUGCUGAUUUCUGCCUGUGGUGUUUUAGGUGAUUGCUUUGUUCAUUUUUGUCGAUGGGGAAGGACUUUGAUCCUUGGAUCCACUUGCUGCACUCACCCUGGCGAUUUGGUAACUCGAACUGUGUGAGUACUCACCGGCAACCCGAUGUGAACACCAAUUCUGCGGUGUUUCCAACUUACUUCAACCCUUAUGGGUGUGCCUUCUCUGGCAAUGCUGCCACCCCCUUCUCUGGGUUUCAAGCGCACAAAUCCCUUGAGAAGACACCAGCAUUGAUCCCGCCCUCGAUCCAUGCUUUUGGACUGCCGGAAUUCACUAAUCCUGAGAAGAGAUUCCUUGUUUUCGAUCACUCGGGGAAUCAAACGAACUUAAUCUUCAGCUCAUCGGGCGCUCUGUUUAUGAGUCCAGGUCCCCUGAAUCCAGGACUGGACCAGCAGGGGAGCAAAGAAACCAAUGUUUCCGAUGGGGAUGGCGGCGAGGAGAUGCACGAAGACACUGAAGAGAUCGAUGCACUUCUGUACUCGGACUCCGACGAUGACCACAAGGAAGAAGAAGCCAGCACGGGGCACUUCCCGGUCGAGAUGACGGCGGUGAGUGCCGAGGAGGUUGCUAGCUCUACCGUCCCUGCCAAGAGAAGAAGAGUUGAUGUGGAACUCGACGCAUCGCUCGUGGACACCGCAAGCUCCGCGGUGGCAGUAGCUGACCACUACCAUGACUUGCACGCAGACGGUAGGAACAAGGAUACCAGAGACGAUGCCGAGUCGAGCUGCGUGAGGGGUGGCGAGAAAAGGGAACUGAUAGAAGAAGAGCUAGAAACACGCCAUGACUCGAAGGAUGGAAACAAGCGGCUGAAGAGGGCGAGGAUACAAGAGACAGUCGGCGUGCUGCGAAGAAUUAUUCCAGGCGGAAAGAGCAAAGACGUGGCUACCAUCCUCGACGAAGCCAUUCGCUAUCUCAUGACCCUCAAGCUGAAAACCAAGGCUCUGGGUGCUACUCUACCGUAGCACCAGCACCAGCAGUAGCCCCACCUUUAGCGGUGGCUAGCGCUGUGUAUGUAUGUGGUUGUGUUUGUGUGUGUUAUUAGCAGAAGUAGAAACAGUAGGAUGGGCUUUUUUCUCUCCUCAUGCAUAAUGAGGGAGAGAGACGGGCAAAUGGGGAGGUAUGGAUUGCACCCGUUGGGGUCCAAACGGAAAGAGAGAGAAGCCAACGGGUUUUCUCCACACGUCUCCAAUGAUUGAAGGUGGGAAUCAGCACUCCAGAGCACUUAUUUGCGGGGAUGUGAGUCUGCUCUCUGUGUGUGUCCACGGGCUUUUGAUGGUGGGGGAAGACCCGGAGAAGGGAGGAUGAUGGUCCAAUAAAGCAGUCGUAUAGUGUCUUUGUGUGCUCGUGCGUGUGCUGGGUCUAUGAGUGACGGAAGGAGAGUGGGAGCAGUUCCUUUUGACCGAAAGGCCAUGAUGGAGGCCUUCAGGCAGUCCGCGCGCGUGUGGCGGUGGCUUCCGGAAGGGCGGGCGGGUGCGCGCGUGCGCGGGGGCCGCAGCCUGUCUUUUAUGCCCUCUAGAGCUUGUGAUUUACCUUGAAUCUCGUUCAUGAUUUCCUGGGAACAUGGUGAUCUCUUUUCUGUUUCUUUUUUGACGUGGAGACUGUAUCAUUUGCCUUUGUUGGAGGCCGUUCUAGAUGAAGAAUGGAUGCAUGGGUGGUCUGGGUGGCGAUCCGAUGGGGAUGGUUCUGUUUUUGAGCUAGUGCGAGGUGGGAUGAUUGGACCCUGCUGGAAGGCCCGCUGGAUAUUUGUGGAGUGAAUGACCAAGGGCUUGAACUACUGAAAUUGGGUUCCCAUGCAUUGUUCCAUAAAGACUUUUGGAUGAGUACCACUUUUGCUUCCACGAUUGCAUCUGCUGUGAUCUAUUUCGAUGAUCUAUCUGUGCCUACCGUCAAUUGUCAUGUCUUGUUAUAUCAUGGUGAUAUGUAAGGCAAGAAAUUGGUGUUCUCGCAUGGUCCGCAGCAUAUCCCCUCUGUGGUGUUGGCCUUGAGUGGUUCCGCGGUUUGAUCGAUGUUGCUGGUUUGCACUGGCAAUUUGAUCAAUAGAUACUGCUUCAAGUUUGAAUGAAGAUCUUGUUUUAAUAUCGCUUUUGAUUCAUAAGGAAUAGCGAAUUAUGAUUAAGUGUGAUCUUGGCAUGAUUCAUGAAUAUUUUCCAGAAAUUCUUGUUUCUUUU
This is a messenger RNA of Elaeis guineensis (African oil palm), 3437 nucleotides long. Its product is annotated as transcription factor bHLH143. Gene Ontology annotation, molecular function: protein dimerization activity. The record is from RefSeq and is a predicted model, not a curated record. NCBI's taxonomy places the organism in Eukaryota, Viridiplantae, Streptophyta, Magnoliopsida, Arecales, Arecaceae.